Podospora pseudopauciseta is the source of this 1277-nucleotide messenger RNA. RefSeq names its product calmodulin (gene CMD1). The transcript has 8 exons. Gene Ontology annotation, molecular function: calcium ion binding; enzyme regulator activity. The coding region runs from base 233 to 682 and encodes 149 amino acids. Gene Ontology annotation, biological process: spindle pole body organization. The record is from RefSeq and is a predicted model, not a curated record. Lineage: Eukaryota; Fungi; Ascomycota; Sordariomycetes; Sordariales; Podosporaceae. Gene Ontology annotation, cellular component: central plaque of spindle pole body.
CAAUGCAGGCCCGCUGGAGGCCCGGGCGCCUCUCCAGAAGGGGGGGCCCCGCAUCUCUUCUCGAAAGCUUGCGUCUCAUUUAAUCUGACCCUGACGACGACUCCAUCAGCUCGCCGAGACGCUACACUUCGUUCUUUGGCCUUCUGCAAACACCGCUGCUGCCAGACCAGAUCCCUUCAGAAUCGCUUCCACGCAUCCAUAACCAACUUUCGUUCACUACAAACACAUCAAGAUGGCCGACUCUCUCACAGAGGAGCAGGUUUCUGAGUUCAAGGAGGCCUUCUCCCUCUUCGAUAAGGACGGUGAUGGACAAAUCACUACUAAGGAGUUGGGCACCGUUAUGCGUUCGCUGGGACAGAACCCUUCCGAGUCAGAGCUCCAGGAUAUGAUCAACGAGGUCGAUGCGGACAACAAUGGCACCAUCGAUUUCCCAGAGUUCCUUACUAUGAUGGCUAGGAAGAUGAAAGAUACAGACUCCGAGGAGGAAAUCCGUGAAGCUUUCAAGGUGUUCGAUCGCGAUAAUAACGGCUUCAUCUCGGCUGCCGAGUUGCGUCACGUCAUGACCUCCAUUGGCGAGAAGCUCACCGACGACGAGGUUGAUGAGAUGAUCAGGGAGGCUGAUCAAGACGGUGAUGGUCGCAUUGACUAUAACGAGUUCGUGCAGCUCAUGAUGCAGAAGUAAACUCCGAAGCAGCGAAUUUGCAUUUAACGUCACGUCUUACGAAUACCUGCGUCUAAUGUUUCGGAUUUUUCUUCUACUUCAUUCUGGAUGGGUCUGCCCCGGUCAGCGUCGGGUAGGGUUUUAUCGCCAGAGGUUUGAUAUCAAACAUCAAUCGCAAGGGAUUCCCCUGUUCUCUAUUGGGCAUCAUGCUUGACGCCAUCUCCACCCUAUGGAUGCUCCCCUUUUCCGGGGGGUUUCAGGGGUCAGUGGGGUACGCCAACACCAAGCAUCAAACAGUGAAGGUGGUGAUUGAUGAUUGAAGGGGUGGGAAUCAUUCAGCAAGCACAAAAGACUUCUGACCUGCCUUCUGGGUCGAGGGGGUUAGUCUGUUUUUGUUGGCUAUUCAAGGUCGGGAGUUGACCACCGCCUCGUUGUUUGUGUCUUGACGACUCUUUGCCUUUUCGACUUCAGCGCGAUGUUCUUUUUGUCCAGCGGGAUAUUCUUAGUGUAGGGUUGAUAAUGAGAAGCCUGUUCUAGAAGGGAAUAGACUUGUGUGUGUACCCAAUUGCCCAAAGUUACACAGGAACAAGACAAGUGACACAAGCAAUGAAGAGAG